This is a messenger RNA of Selaginella moellendorffii, 783 nucleotides long. RefSeq lists its product as uncharacterized. Bases 16 to 645 code for a protein of 209 amino acids. Gene Ontology annotation, biological process: chloroplast fission; cell division; regulation of division septum assembly. The record is from RefSeq and is a predicted model, not a curated record. The transcript is spliced from 3 exons. NCBI's taxonomy places the organism in Eukaryota, Viridiplantae, Streptophyta, Lycopodiopsida, Selaginellales, Selaginellaceae.
UUUGAAUGCGCGGCUAUGGCGACGAUGGGGAUGGCGCUCGACGGCGCCGGCGCCGCUAGGGCCAGCGCUGCUCGAUUGUCGCGGCGCCUAGCUCCAGCGGAGGUGAGCGCGUCUGGUCUAGGUUCUUUCCGCGGAGCGAACAUCUCCGGCGGCGGCGCGAGGUCGGGGAUGAGAUUUCCGCGAGCAGGGAAGGUUUUGGAGGAUUUGAGCCUCUGCCAGGUCCUAGCGGAGAAAUCCGCCAGCGGCGGCAGCAGCGGGGAUGACAAGGUCGAAAAGGAGGGAUUUUGGAGCAGGAUAAGCAGGGCUUGGAAGAUCUUGUUUCCUCCAAGGCAAGCCAUGUCCAAUGCGCAGCUUGCCAAGCGGAGGCUCAAGAUGAUCCUCAUCUCCGACCGCUGCUCCGUCACCGACGAGGCCAAGCGCAAGAUCCUUGACAACAUUGUGGGCGCUCUGGCCGACUUUGUGGAGAUCGAGUCCGAGGACAAGGUCGAGCUCAACGUUUCCAGCAAUUCCGAGCUUGGAACGCUCUACUAUGUCACCGUACCCGUGCGAAGAGUGAGGCCAGAGUUUCAGGACUACAGCAAGGACAUGGAAAGCUCAUGGUGCUUGGAAUCCUCUGGUCUGUUUCAAUCCAGCUCUCCGGAGUAACGCAACGCUUCAAGGAAAUGACCACUGGCCAGGUCCAUCCCGCAUCGCGUGAUUCACAGAACAAUUCAUUCUUCGUCGAUUCGCUCGACAUUGCUAUUCGGUAAUUUUCUUUUUAGAAAAAUAGACAAAGUUCUUCCA